Messenger RNA from Hylaeus volcanicus, 1101 nucleotides. Its product is annotated as ras-related protein Rab-28-like. The transcript has 4 exons. The coding region runs from base 373 to 1053 and encodes 226 amino acids. Lineage: Eukaryota; Metazoa; Arthropoda; Insecta; Hymenoptera; Colletidae. Gene Ontology annotation, molecular function: GTP binding; GTPase activity. The record is from RefSeq and is a predicted model, not a curated record. Gene Ontology annotation, cellular component: Golgi apparatus; endosome.
UUCGAAGAUCACGAAAUGCGUACGAUAGUGCGUCGUUAAUGGUUAUUCGUAAUCGUUUACUUCCCGUUUUACUUGAUUAUCUUCUUACGUUUACGCCGAGGAAAGUAUCGAUUUCUGAUCGUGAUUUUUUAAAGGAUGUUCGAUUCUUUAUUAUUAUUUCGAUUCAAGAGAAAAAGAUCGUCGUAUGUGACACGACUUUCAGGCGGUCAACGUGCCGAUUUAAAUCCUUGUGUGCACACAUCGAGCCAGUUAUAGAUUUAUGCUAUACGAACGUAAACAUUAUUGGUAGAAUGUUCAAUGUUUGUUUCGUGUUAGGGGUGGCUGAACGUGAAAGAACAAGGGCAAAGUAUCGAUUCAUUUCUUUCGUGUGAAAUGGUCGGUGUCACGGUUUACAAUAUGCUUUCACAGACGAGCAUCGCCCAGAAAUUUUGCAGCAACGAAUUCACCAGACAGUACACGCAAACGUCUGGAAUCGACUUCUUUUUGAAGAACAUCAGCAUCGGUUAUUACAAGAACGUUAAUCUACAUCUAUGGGACGUCGGUGGCCUUGCGCUUCACGGAAACAUGCUGGAUAAAUAUGUCUUUGGUGCUCACAUUAUUCUUUUCGUCUACGACAUCACGAACAGUUUCAGUUUCGACGUCCUGGAGGAAUGGUUGGAUAAAAUCAGAGAAGUGAACAACAAGUACGAAGAAACACCUCUGAUGGCUGUGGUUGGUAAUAAAUGCGACAUGGAACAUCAGAGAACGGUGAAGAAGGAUCGAAGUCACAAAUUCGCCGCGGAGAACGGAUUUCCUUCUCACGAUGUGUCAGCGAGGACCGGCGAGGCGGUAUCGUUGUGCAUAGUAAAUUUGGCGGCGCAAAUUUUGGGAGUUCGAUUAACGAAAACCGAUCAAGACUACCACAAACCCAUAAUUACCGCGGAGAUAGGCGACACAGUCGACAUGGCCGCGAUUCACAAAGUUGUGAAAAGAAUUCCGAAUAAGAGACAAAACCAACUCCCCUUCUAUCCUCACUUAUCCUCGUCGAAAUCAACGGUGUGCGAAUUGCAGUAAGAAAAAAUUAUACGAAAUUCGAUUGUUUUCACGCACAGAGAUAACACG